Messenger RNA from Seminavis robusta, 3161 nucleotides. NCBI's taxonomy places the organism in Eukaryota, Bacillariophyta, Bacillariophyceae, Naviculales, Naviculaceae. The record is from the annotation of a GenBank genome assembly.
CCUCCAUCGACCAUCGAUCCUCGAUCCUUUGCUCUAUCUCAACAACAACAAAAUACGUGUUGCUGCGGUGCUGCAGUGUGCUUCGGCGACUCAACUCUCUGUCACAAACCUGAAGCAGCAAUAAGCGACCUUAGCAACGGAUUCAGACAAGAAGUGCUUGAGGACGACCCGCGAGCCGAGGCCGGGGUGUUUCGCGACGUUAGCAGAGGGAGUGCCAAACCGUAAGGAUGAGUUUGGUUGAACAAGUUCGUGCAGCUAGGUGGAUCUGCGUGGGAAUAAUCUGCUGUUGGUCAACUCGAUCAGCCGUCGCUGGGGAUGCUAUUGGUACCAAUCCGUUCCAGAAAGGUUGUCUUUACGCCAGCGGCAUUUCGUCCAAGAUCAGGGUGUGUAGCUCAGAUGAUCCUCCUGAAGUUGUGGGAGUGUAUUGCCGUGCCCCACUCGUACAGUACGAUGAAAUCAGAAUCCAACCUGGAAACUGGGAAUCCCCCAUGCUUACCACUUGGAUUGUCCAAGUUCUUCUGUCUGAGAUGCUAGAUGUGCCAACCUCCAUUGAAAUGAGAGCUGCCAAUAUCCCACCACUUAGCAUGUACCAGCCCAACAACUCCAUGCAAUUUCCUCCUGGUGCUUUUGAUUACAAAACCUUCGAAAAGGCACACGAACUAAAGGGAGACUGCAGCAAGGCGGACAGAUCACAAGACAACUACCAAGAGUGUGCCAGUUUCUACCCUGAGUCAUGGGACACUCAAGACAUGGAAAGCACCAACCAAGCCAUUUAUGACGAUCACAUUGAACCGCCUCAGAGCCUUGGCAUGAUUGGUCAAAAUGCUUGGUUUGUGCCUAAGUUCACGGCAUCCAGAGAUUCCACCGUGCUAGAUUACAGGGGUCUACAAGGACCCGAAAAAAGACAAAAACUUGCCGAGCACUUUCACAGACCAACCACCUGGAAAGACUACUGCGAUCAGGUGUCCUCCGAUGGGUGCAGCAGUCCCGACAAUGUAGCAGCUAGGCCGCCACAAAAUCAAGAUGAAGAGCAACACUUCUUUCACAGUGGUGGCAUCUACACAGGACACUUUCGACCAACCGACAAAAACAAUUGCACCUUACAUCCGGACUCCUGCACGGGAUUCUUUGCGGACUAUCCUUGUGAGUGGGGCAGUCCAGUUGCCACGCAGCUGUACAAUCUGGAUAUUGCUCUGGAUGUCGAUCUGGAUGUUCAUCCAGGAGGUCUCACACAUGGCCAGUUGACCCAAAUAUGGAGGGCUGCUAACGCCACCAAGUCGGACAUGAUUGGAUAUUGGUGGCAUCCGGAUGUAUUUCCUUCCGAAUUCCUGGCUUCUCCAGCGGAAUUCACCCACGUCAGCUUGCCUCCGCCAUCAGUGGCGUGUAUGAGUGCCCGUGAGGGUGUCAACCUAUUGCACUGCGAUGCGGAUGUUGAGAAACGAAUUGGGUCAGCACUCACCGUCUGCGAUGACCCUCCCAUGCUGCUCUCCAAGCUCUUGAGCACCACCAUUUUCGACAGCAUCAAGGAUCCCACUCUCCCACAAGGGAUCGUUUCUCCUAGUCAUUCCGUAUUGGCAAACUACCGAUUAUCUUCCAUACAAUUGGACGAAAUCUUCUUUAUCUGGAAUCGACGGGGUGAUGCCCGGGAAGCCGUGUGUGAGUGGAUUGUCGACAACAUGGACCAUUUGGAGGAACUGGUCCCGCGGACGUACCCACGAGCAUUCCAAAAGAAGGAUCAUGCCCCACUCAUGUACGCUUCUACUCUUCUGGGUGCCAUUGUGGUUGUAUUGGUUUUGGUGACUCUUUUCUUGGUGCACCGAAAUCAGAACCGCCGUUCUGUCAAGUAUUCACAGAUUGAGUUCCUGGUCUUGUUGCUGGUUGGGUCCCUUUUUAUUGGCAUGGGGGCCAUUGUCAUUGGAAUCCCUUCCACGAAUGCCUCCUGCAUUGCCGAGGUGUGGUUGAUCAACAUUGGGUAUACACUGGAACUGGUUCCUCUGAUUGUCAAAGUGGCUGCGGUGAACCAUAUCAUGAGUGUUGGCAAGAAAAUGCGCCGAUCUCGGCUCGAUCGACGCUACUUGUUUGGUGUUGUGGCAACAAUCUGCACCCUAUUGGUUAUCUUUCUCAUUUUAUGGUCCGUACUGGAUACGCCCAAAGUCAUGCAGGAAUACGAACUGACAGAAACCAAAAAUGAAGAUGGGGAAACGAUCGUGUGGGUCUUGGAUGUUUGUGGCUCCGAGUCCAAUGCUUGGGUAAUCAUCAGCGUUGGGUGGAACGCACUGCUCUUGCUAUGUACAACAACCUUGGCUGUGCAGAUGAGGAAAGUGGGAAUGGAAGGCUUUCGUGAGACAGGAACACUAGCUCUGCUUGUGUACUCCCAUUCUGUCUUUGUGUCCCUUCGGCUCUUUACCUACCUCCUGUCAUCGGUGAUGAAGGAAUAUUUCUGUCCUACUGCCGCAGCUUUCUGUUCAGUGUGGACACCCUUUCCACCCUUGUCAUCUAUUUUAUCCCUAAGUUGUUUGGCGAGGAUAUUCAACGCCGGGGGUCAACAAUUAGCAUUGCUUCCCUACAAUGGACUGCCAAUCUCAGUGGAUGCACCCCCAUGGAUUCAAAACAACCGGGAUCAUCUGAUGGCUGCAAGAGUGGAGUGACGAGCCAUUUUCAGGACAUUUGAUGACAUCGACUGCUAAGAGCAAUCGACCAGGGAAAUCAGUAGAAGUCUGCGUGACAUCUGCAUGGGGAGCACUAGGCGGCAAGACAGCAUCCAAGAGAUGCCACACGAUAUUGAUCUUGAUAUGGACAAUCCCUCCUCUGUUGUUUUGGACAUUAAGCAAAGCGAGGCAAGCGCUGUAGAAGAGUUUUUCGUUGAGACUGGCAAUCUCGACGAUGGCAACCAGAGCGGGUCUUCAAGCCCCCUACAGGAGCAACCUCAAAGAGCGGACGCAACCAGAGUGAGUAAAUCAGAAGGCAGCGAUAUCGGACAGUGGCAGCUAGAGGAAAGGAUAAGGCUUCUAGAGAAGCAGAAUGAAACUCUGGAAAAAGAGAUUACCCACUUCAGGAGAAACCAAGCCAAGGACAAGACUGAAGAUGCAAUGCAAUGGUAGCCAGGAGCUAACAAUGCCAUUUAACAUUAUUUGAGUCUAACGUUUUGUACAUGUACGCGU